This is a messenger RNA of Phyllostomus discolor (pale spear-nosed bat), 3561 nucleotides long. RefSeq names its product FERM and PDZ domain containing 2 (gene FRMPD2). The record is from RefSeq and is a predicted model, not a curated record. Gene Ontology annotation, molecular function: protein binding. Gene Ontology annotation, cellular component: cytoskeleton. Lineage: Eukaryota; Metazoa; Chordata; Mammalia; Chiroptera; Phyllostomidae.
AUGCACAUCUAUUCUUUAGGAAUGACCCUGUACUGGUCAGCAGGGUUUCAUGUUCCACAAAAUGAGCCCCUGCAGCUCCAGGAGCCCUUGCACUCUCUCCUGCUGACCAUGUGUGAAGAGCAGCCUGGCAGGAGACUGCCACUGCAGUUGGUUCUGGAAGCCUGCUGGGUUCAUCAGGAAGAAAGGGCUGUACACCCUGCCUCAGACAGUGUCCAUAUCAGAUGGCUGGUUGGCUUGCUUCUGGGCACCCUAUCCAAGGUGGAAAGGAUAGUUGUGAAAGAAAGCUCCUCUGCAGAGCAGUACAGGAGCUACCUGCUCAGGAGUAGGUUGCACCAGAUGAGCUGUGAACCAACAGCAUGGACCCUGGAGGGUCUGCAUCCCUGCAGUGUUUCAGAGAGAAGCACAGAGAUCCAGAGUUCUCUGCAGCCCAGUCCAAGCACCUCAACACAUAGUCACUGUAACCUCUCUAACAGUGCUCUUCCAGCUGAAGCCUUCCAGGACCUUCAGGAGGGCAGGUAGCCCUGCUCCAGAUCCCCUAUCUCUGUGGCAGUGCAUAGCUCAUGGCCAGAAACUCCUUCUCAAAAGUGUUUCCUGCAAAGAAAGGGAAAGUUCUCCAGGCCAGAGUUUACCCUGCUGGCUGGAGAAGCCCCGGUGACUUUGCAUCUGCCUGGAUCAAUUGUGACCAAAAAAGGGAAAUCCUGUUUGACUCUUAGGGACCUCUAUGUGGUGCUGCUGAGUGGGCAAUGUCUGGAGGUGAAAUGUGACAUCACGUCCACAGUGGGGGUCAUCUACAAUGCUGUCAUAUCCUUUGCCAAUUUGGGGGAGCUGACCCACUUUGGCUUGGCUUACAUGAAAGACAAAGAGUUCUUCUUCCUGGCCAAUGAAAUCAGUUUGUGCAAAAUAGCCCCUAAGGGGUGGAGUAAGCAACCACAGAAGACCUCCUGGAGUGCCUUCAUACUCUUCCUGAGGAUCAAGUUCUUUGUCAGUCACAAUGGGCUGCUCCAGCAGAGCUAGACAAGACAUCAAUUUCCCCUGUAGCUUCAGAAAGACAUCCUGGAGGAGAAGCUGUACUGAAAUGAUGAGAUACUGCUGCAUCUGGAAGUCCUGGCUCUGCAGGUUAAGUUUGGCAGUUACCCUGAGGAGCAGAUAGAAACCAAAGCCUAUUUCCACAUUGAAGAUUACAUCCUAGCAAGUCUGAUUGAGAAGAUGACUGCUCUCAGGGUCCAGGCCCAAAUCUCAAAGAUGCACCACCUCAGUCCUGUGCUCUGGGGACAGGAGGCUGAGCUGGAGUUCUUGAAGGUCACUCAGCAGCUCCUGGAAUACGGUGUCUUGGUCCACCAAGUUCUUCCAGAGAAGACAAGGCUUGAAGGGGAAGUGGCCUUGGGGAUCUGUGCCAAGGGUCUCAUAAUAUAUGAAGUGAAAAACAAUAGCAGGAUUGCAACUUUACAAUUUCAGUGGAGAGAAGUUGGAAAGAUUUCAAUUUAUCAAAAGAAGUUCACCAUCACAAAUAGCAUCACUGGAGAAAAGCACACAUUUGUCACUGAUUCUACCAAGAUCUGUAAAUGUUUACUGAGCCUGUGCUCUGCCCAAUGUGGCUGUAAUGCUCAAAUGAAUGCUCCCUGAGUUGCAACUGUUAUAUUUGACUAUGGUAAGUGUGUGCAAAUGGCCAAUUUGUGUCUUGCACACCUGGCCCAGUCCAAGCCUCUCACUUGGAUUCAGACAAUGUCAUGCUCAGAAAGUGCAUUGUUCAUGCCCAGGCUGGAAGACCCUGCAGGAGGACUGCUGUGCACAUCCCUGGAAAAUGUCACUAUGGACACCUGCAGGGAGACAGGAGCACUAGAAAUCGAAAGCAGGUGCACUGGCUGGGAGCAACAAAAGAACAUCUGUUUGAUCCAGAAACCAAUGACUUUUGACCCUCUUCCUGGGCUGCCUACCCAGAGUGUGUGCACAGGGAUGAAAAACAAUAAUAGAAUGAGUUUCACAGCUGAAAUGGAUCAAGAAAUCAUGCAUGUGACACUGAACCGAGAUCCAUGUUAUGGUUUUGGUUUUGUCAUUAAGGAGGGAGAAGAUGUAGGCAAAGUUGACCCUGGCAUCUUUAUAUCCUCAAUUAUACCUGGAGGACCAGCUGAAAAGGCUAAAAAGAUCAAAUCAGAAGGGCAGAUACUAGCCUUGAAUCACAUCAGUCUGGAGGGCUUCACAUUGGACAUGGCUGUUAGAAUGAUUCAGAAUUCUCCUUACUACAUAGAAUUAAUCAUUUCUCAGUCAAAAGGUGGGAUACUUGAGGAACAGAGAGGAAAAGAACAUGCCCAUGGUCUAUCAGGGAGUCAGCAGCAGAGCUUAGAUUCAAAUCUGGGGAGGAGACACCAGAGCAGAAACCUUCACCCUGGACUGCACUUUGGAAGACACCCUUCUCAGGGUGUUGGUUCUUCUUGUUCUCCAUCACUUUCAGAAACCAAUGCCAGUGGAAUUUGCUUUGUGGAACUGGUUAAAGAAGAUGGGACACUUGGAUUCAGCAUAACUGGUGGCAUUAACACAGGUGUGCCCUAUGGAGGGAUAUACAUGAAAUCCAUCAUUCCUAGAGGACCAGCUGCCAAGGAAGGGCAGAUCCUGCAGGGAGACAGGCUCCUGCAGGUUGAUGGAAUGAGUCUGUGUGGCCUCACCCACAAGCAAGCUGUGCUGUGCCUUAAGGGCUCCAGGCAGGUUGCAAGACUGGUGUUAGAGAGAAGAGGCUUGAGGACUGCACAGCAGUAUCGUUCUGUUAAUAAUGGGAUAGGAAUUGAAUGCACGGCUGUUUCCUUGGCAACAGCCUUGCCUGGCAAGCCUGCAAGCUGUGUCUCAGGACAGAUGAUGAGAGGAGAGAGAAUUGUUACUAUUUUGAAAUGGAUUUAUUCAUUCACAUCCUACAACACAAGUCCACAAUUUGAAGUCAAACUGAAAAAGAAUGCCAGUGGUUUGGGAUUCAGUUUUGUGCAGAUGGAGAGAGAGAUUUGCAGCCACCUCAAAAAUGAUCUUUUGAGGAUGAAGCAGCUCUUCCCAGGACAGCCAGCUGAGGAGAAGGGGGCCAUUGCAGCUGGUGACAUUAUUCUGGCUGUGAAUGGAAAGCCCACAGAAGGCCUUGUCUGCCAGGAAAUACCAGAGGAAAAGUUGUCCUCUGUCCUGGAAAAUAGUUCCACCUGGGAGAACCCAGAAGAGCUUGGUGGGAUGGCUUGGGAUCAAGAAUUUGCCAAGGCAACAUGCACUGACUCAGAGCAGAGCCCCAGCCUAGAUCAAGAGGACAGCUGGAGGGACAGUGCCUCCCCAGUAGGGGAAGGCCUGGAUUUCAGGCCAGAGUCUUGGCAACAGGCCACCAGAGAGGCACAAUGGGACCAAGACAUAAAGAGACCCUGGGCUACUUCCUUGAUGCGUCCUGGGGAUUCCAACCCUCAUUUAUGCAGACAGCAACAGGAAGUAGAGGCUGAGGCAUUGCCUACCUCUUUGGAAAAGGAUAUGAGGCAAAAUUGCUAUUCAGUCUGUGACAUCAGAAGACUGGGUAAGACUCACCACAUUGCAGAUAUUUUGUAA